AUGAAUCAGCUCAUGCUACUCUUUGGGGUACUCUCUUUCAGUAUGAUAGUAGUCGGGGUCUCAAACCCAACCCCUGUCCUAACCAUAAAUCAUGCACCUACAAAUCUGCCAAAAAUGAUUCAAGGAACAGAAGAAAGAAGAAUAUGGCAGGUGUGGAACCAAAACGGGACUAGAUGUCCCGACCACACAAUUCCAAUACGGCGUAAUCUCAUUUCACAGACGUUCGACAACAAUUCAAUCGCGAGGCGAUCCCUUACCCGGCCGAGGAGGGACACAAGAUGUAGACCAAUAUUGAUUCGAGCUACCCUGGGGAUUUGGAAUCCAGUGGUAGCCCCAGGAACUGGCGAGUUCAGCCUUUCGCAGAUUUGGCUCGUCGCGGGUCAUUACACAGGAUCUGAUCUCAACACAAUAGAAGCUGGAUGGGAGGUUUUCCCCGAGCAUUACCAUGACACCCAGCCCCGACUAUUUGUUUAUUGGACAAGGGAUACAUACCAACACACAGGAUGCCGCAAUCUUGAGUGUGAGGGGUUCGUACAAGUCCCUAGAGACUUCGUCAUAGGAGCGGCUUUUGCCCCGGUCUCUACUUACGAUGGGAGCCAAUAUGACAUUACAAUGAUGAUUUGGAAGGAUAUAGCCACCGACAACUGGUGGCUAAGUAUCGGCCAAUCACUUGUCGGGUAUUGGCCGGCCAAGCUACUUACUCAUCUAGCGGACGGUCCAGCCACGGUAGUGCAGUGGGGUGGCGAAUUGGUAAACACUCGUAGCUACGACCACACAAAUGGGGUCGGGACACUUCUCAGAGGAAGGUUUUGGCAAGGCGGCUUUUGUCCGAAACAUCGCGAUCAUCGAUCACCUCCUCUACCGCCUCCAACCGGUCGAGGAAGUUGCGCUACAAACGCUGAACCCCACAUGUUACAGUGCCACAAAGUUUCACAGUGA
Arabis nemorensis is the source of this 939-nucleotide messenger RNA. NCBI's taxonomy places the organism in Eukaryota, Viridiplantae, Streptophyta, Magnoliopsida, Brassicales, Brassicaceae. The record is from the annotation of a GenBank genome assembly.